UUUUAUUUUAAAAUUGUAAAAGGCACACAUUCUAGAAUUCUGUAAUACAGAAUAUAAGACAAUAAUGGUUCAUGAUGAUGAUACUGGAAGUAUUGUUAAAUCUUUAUCAAAUUUAAAAUUUUUGCCAACUAUAAUGUUAUAUGAAGAUGUGAGAAUAACUCAAAAUAGUCAAAAUAUGACGAUAAAAAUUGAUGCAUUUAUCAUUGCAAAAAAAUCUCUUGAUCAGCUAGAAACUAUGAUUGAUAAAUUCAGUAAUACAUCUUGGUGGAAUGUUAUGACUUCGUAUUUUAUUUUGGAGACAUCAAAUAACCAAACUGAUGAUACAUUUGCGAUGUUUGAGUUUUUCAUUAAAAAAGAUAUUUUAACGACGUAUCUUAUUACUAUGAGUGGUGAUGUUUCAGUAAAUAUUGUUACAAUGAAUCCAUUUGCAAAGUGGGCACCUUCUUCUUGGAGCUUUUUCGGUACUCUUAGAACUCAGAGUUCUUUGUUUCUACGAUCAUUUGAUAAAGUGAAUAUAUGUGAAGGAUUUUAUUUCGAUCGUACACAACAUCUCAAUGGCCAUAAAAUAGAAUUGGCAAUAAAUACUCGUAUAUACCAUGCAAGAUACGUCUACAAUGAAAGCCAUAUUGACGGUUUAAUAGAAUUUGAUCAACGAUUGCAUUUAAAAGCUAUCCAAACAAUGUUGAAUGUCACUAUGAAAAUUUAUGUAUCUUCAUCACCACCAUAUUAUGGUUUAAUAAAAUCAGAGAAAUAUCUUCAUGAACAGACAAAUAUUAGUUUAGUAAUUUAUGGCACAUUUUCUAAAAAAAAUAAAUUUUUUGAUGAAACUUUUCCAUUUGCAUUCUUGCAAAUGCUUAUAGUAUCACAUAAUAGAGGCUACAAAACUCCAUUGGAGAAAAUCAAGGAUUAUUACGGACUUUGGACGUUAUUAUCAUUAUUCUUAGUUAUGCCUAUAACAUUUGUUGUGAUAAAAUUUAUUAAUAGUGACAAAAGCUUCAGUUUUGUUGCAUUUGAAAUGCUGCGUUUUCUUAUAAAUACAUCUAUUCAUACUAAAAUAGCAGCCACUUCACAUAAAAUAUUUUUUAGUAAUGUAAGCAAUGAAGGUAUGUACCUUGAGAAAAUUGGUAGGCAACAAAGUCAAAUUGUCUGUGGUAUGAGUAAAUUGAGGAAAAAGUACAAACACUGUAAACUAUAA
Molecule: messenger RNA, 1195 nt
Organism: Chelonus insularis
Lineage: Eukaryota; Metazoa; Arthropoda; Insecta; Hymenoptera; Braconidae
Exons: 3
Coding region: 65-1195 (376 amino acids)
Source: RefSeq, a predicted model, not a curated record